Molecule: messenger RNA, 2349 nt
Organism: Hydatigera taeniaeformis
Lineage: Eukaryota; Metazoa; Platyhelminthes; Cestoda; Cyclophyllidea; Taeniidae
Source: the annotation of a GenBank genome assembly
AUGUUAUCUUAUUCUCUACUCUACGGCCUGUUUAACAGCAGAGCAUUUGAUUUUGAAAAAAAUGCUGACCUGGAUGGACAUUUGAAUGUUGGCCUCUCUUGUGCAGACAAUGGUACGCCAUCUCUCACCUCUGACUUGACAGUUCGAAUUCGACUCCGUGAUCUUAAUGACAAUUACCCGCAGUUUGAGUACCAGACAUUCAUUUUCACUGUGUACGAGGAUAUUCCAAUAGGAUCUGAGAUUGGUCGAAUAGUUGCACGAGACGCUGAUAGCGGUCCAAGAGGCAAACUCAGCUAUUGGCUUGGUGCUGAUGACCCAGACGAUCUUGAUCUUAUUGAGAUUGAUAGAGAAACGGGAAGAAUUACAUCAAAAGUGGCAUUAGACCGGGAGGAGAAGGACAUGCUUAAUUUUCGUGUAACAGCUGCCGAUGGAGGAAAUCAAGACACUCAUCAAGGAUUCGAGGAAAUACCCAGAGACGCAAAGACUAAUACAACUACCGUCAAAAUUCGUCUGUUAGAUGUAAACGACAACGCACCGCAGUACAUGGGUGAGAAGGAGGUUCAUGUACGUGAGAACAACGAAGAAGGUUUUGUAAUCCUCGACAAUCUUCCCUUUCAAGACAACGACUUAGGAGAAAAUGGAACUAUCAGAUUAUUUCUCACUGACUAUGGCUACGAUGCUGUGGAGUAUCUGAUGCCCUCUCAUUCCAGUGGGAUGUUUUCCUUACUCAAUGACAAACAAUUAAUUUUAACCGAGUCAGUUGAUCGGGAGCAGAAUGCACAUAUCUUUGUGCGAAUAAUCGCAAUGGAUGGAGGACGAGUACGCCAGCUAACUAGUACCACCACCCUUACCGUCAUCGUGGAUGAUGAAAAUGAUAAUUAUCCCCAUCUCACACAUCCACCAAACGCUACCAUGCUUUCUGGUCCCACAAACCACUAUGAAACUAUUGAUGAUCAAGAGAGUCGCACAAUACCGGUGGAUACGCCCGUUGGUAGUCUUAUCACAACUUUGAGAUCGCGUGAUCUGGAUUCUGGGGAUAAUGGACGCGUUUACUACCACCUUCUAAAAGCCGAACCCCAUGAACUCUGGUUUCCCACACAUCAAAGUCAUGUGGGGCAUAGCGUGGAGAACUCUUUGCAGAAACACAAACUAGUCUUAGAUGGUAGCCAGUACUUCAAAAUCGACGAAGUGGACGGUCAUUUAAGGACUGCUUGGUUGUAUGGAGCUCAAAAUGACCACACGAGUAGCAACACUACAGGAACUCCAUCUUCACCACCAGCAUUUGGUGUGCAUGUUAUUGUUGUUGAACUCAGAGAUGCUGGAAAUCCGUCUUUGGCAACGCGAGUAAUCCUUUAUGCCAAUGUCACCGAGGCUGCGAAUUCGGGGUUCUUUGGACUCUCAGGAUUAGGUUUUGGUGAAGCUGGUCUGGGAAACACUGUCAUUUUGAUUCUCAUUAUCGUUUGCAGCUUUGCUCUUAUAAUCAGUCUUACGGCAGCAAUAUUUUGGGUACGGCUUAGAGUUUACACAAGUAAUGGUCAGUCCAAUCAGACAAACGGUAUCAAAUAUCAGACAGGUUGUAUCAGUGUCUAUCAAGACGGCUUAUCACGAGGUCCUCGUGACGGUGGACUUGGUUAUUUGGAUAAUGCAGGAACCUUCAAGCCACUGGAAGGUAUUCGAUGGAGCACUCCAAAUGUACUCGAUCCAUUAAGAUAUACAGCACAUACUUCCCCAGACAUCGGAGGUCAGGGCAAUAGUGGGAGUUUGGCAUUCAUUGGAAAAUCACCAAACGGAUAUUUGGAAUCCGAGGAGGUGCAAAUGCUUUCAGUGAUUCACCCCGCUGAAGCUGAGGGCAUAAUGAUGCGAGGUUAUGAUCAGCUGAUUGUGGGAAGUGGAGAACAAUAUGAACUCUGCUUCCCCGAGGCCGUUCCAACUAACUUUGCUCAACUCCAAGCGGGUUCAACAGAGAGUGACAGUGGAUUAGACAGUGGAGGCUACAUGAUUGGGCACGCAUCAUCGCCAUCUCCCGAGGGGGCCACAGAACACCCCUUGGGUCCGGCUUCCGAAUUGAGCGUCCCCUCGACGUUUAAGCCCUCCCUAGGUCGUGCCCAUGUCCACCAGCCCGUCGGGUGCAGUACAAUAGCUGCCGAUGUGAUUAGGCAAAGUCCGAGCAAACAGAUUCUGCUCGGAACAGCCUGCAAUACCAUGGACUUGGGCGCUCUUCACAAAGGUCUCGGCUACAUUCCUCGCGAUUCUGUAGGUCCUUUAAACACUUACUCUCAAUAUUUUAAAACUGGUCUUGCUAUGUACUCCUCAUUGAAACAAUUAACCAAAUCCUAUUUAAACUAUUAA